AUGGAGCGCAUCAACGCCGCGGUCGCGUCCCGGACGCUGGUGCCGGCGUCGGACCCGCCGCCGGGCUUCCCCGCCAUGCUCGCGGUCUCCAACCUCGACCUCAUCUUCGGCUCCUUCCACAUGUACCUUGUUACCGUGUACCCUGCCCCGGCCGCCGGGCUCCCCGCCGUGGGCGCGGCCGUGCGCGCCGCCUUCCCCGCGUUCCUCUCCCGGUUCUUCCCCUUGGCCGGGCGCGUGGUCACCAACGCCUCCACCGGCGUUCCCGAGAUCGCCUGCAACAACGCCGGCGCCGAGCUCGUGGUGGCCGACGUGGGCGUGGCGCUCGCCACGGUCGACUUCUCCGACGCCGACCGCUCCCUGAGGAUCAUCCCGGUGCCGUUCGAGCAGGGCCUCGCGCUGUCGCUCCAGCUCGUGCGGUUCGCGUGCGGCGGCUUCGCGCUGGUGUGGGGAACGGACCACCUGCUCGUGGACGGCCACGGCCUGAUGGCCCUGCCCAAUGCCUGGGCGGAGAAGCUCCGCACCGGUGGCCUCUCGUGGGAGCCCCACCACGAGCGGGCCUCGCUCUUCCCGCCGCGCUCGCCGCCGCGGUACGCCCCGUCCCUGGACGCCGAGUUCGCGCGGUACGCGCCGGACAGUCUCCCCAACUCGCUCCUGGUGGCCACCCUCGUGCGCCGGAUGUACGUGGUCUCCGCCGCCGACCUCGACCGCCUCCGUGCCGCGGCCAGCGCAGCCGGCCGCCGAGCCACGCGGCUCGAGGCCCUGUCCGCGCACGUCUGGAAGCUGCUGGCGGCGGCCGUGGACGGCUCCGACACGCACUGCCGCCUCGCGUGGUUCGUCAACGGCCGGAUGCACCUUGACCCCGCCAAGUACGACAAGGCCCGGCUGGACCGCUACCUCGGCAACGUGCUCACGAACGUGUCGCACGAGGCCACCGUGGAGUCCAUCUCGUCGACGCCGAUCGCAGACGUGGCGGCGAUGGCGGGCGCGGCCAUCAAGAAGGCGCUCCGGUCCGAGCGGUACGAGGAGCUUGUGGACUGGAUGGAGGCGCACAAGGGGGUGUUCCGGGAGGGCGCGAAGUGGACGGAGGCGGUGGGCGCGGGCACGGGGAGCCCCGCGCUGGUGAUAUCCUCGGUCACGCCGUUGAGGGUGGAGGGAGACUUCGGCUUCGGGCGGCCGCGCCUGGUCAUGCCGUGGGUUCGGCCGGGCCGGCUGGGGUCGGCGAACAUGAUUGUGGCCCGGAAUCCGGCGGAGGACGGGUCGUGGGUGGUGAGCGCCAGGCUGUGGCCGCGGCUGGCCCAAACCAUGGAGGCGGACCCGGAGGCGGUGUUCAGACCGGCCACCGCGGGGCGGCUCGAAUUCGGCGUGCGCGAACCGGCGGCGGCGGGCCUGCGAGGCCGUUUCUAA
Molecule: messenger RNA, 1404 nt
Organism: Miscanthus lutarioriparius
Lineage: Eukaryota; Viridiplantae; Streptophyta; Magnoliopsida; Poales; Poaceae
Source: the annotation of a GenBank genome assembly